AAUAUGGACCGCAAUAAACCGCCUGACCCUGAUCCGCCUGACAUCCCUCUUGCGCCGCCAUCCCCUAACUAUCCACUUUCCCAAUUCGCAGAUGUUGUUUGCAGCAUCGCGGAUUCCCAAAUUCCGUCCCAUUCCGAUUCCCAAUCCUCAUCUCACCAGAACGGUAGGAAACGUUCUGGAGAUGAAAACAAUGCGCCGAAUCACAUUCCGUCUAAGCAGCAGAGAAACCAAAUAGGUCGCAAUAGGUACUCUGCCACCGAUAAAGCUCCGUUCAUCGUACAUGUCUCACGCUUGGAGUCCCAGCCUAAUGCAGUUACAGCCGAUCCUGCGCACUUCUCCCUUCAAGGGUAUGACCUGCUGAACCUUCCAAAAGCGCAUCUUGAGACUGCAUGGCAAGAGUAUUGGAACGUUUCCAGCAGUAAAAAGGUGCCGUCCUACUAACGCAACAAGUUCUACAAUAAGUGCAAAGUUUUCUCCUUUCAGUUUUUUUUAAUUGUUAUCGUACCUACUUGCUUCUCAUAUCACUUGUCAGUGGCAGAAUCGU
Helicoverpa zea (corn earworm) is the source of this 544-nucleotide messenger RNA. RefSeq lists its product as uncharacterized. Bases 4 to 441 code for a protein of 145 amino acids. The transcript is spliced from 3 exons. The record is from RefSeq and is a predicted model, not a curated record. NCBI's taxonomy places the organism in Eukaryota, Metazoa, Arthropoda, Insecta, Lepidoptera, Noctuidae.